ACUUGUCUUCAUUUGGAGCCAUAAUAGAUCUUUGGGAGUAAUUUCCUGUUAUAUUUUGGUGUAUCUUAUUGUCACACUACCUUUACUAUCUAUUGGAAAACUGAAAUUCAAGAAAGAGACAAAACACUUGAGAGAGGAUAACAAAAUGGAAGCUUCACGCACAAGAAGCGAAAAGAAGAAGCUUGAGAGAGAAAACAGCAAUAGUCAAAAGAACAAGAAGCUGCCUAGUGUUUGGUUUUCACUGAAGAAAUCUCUCUACUGCAAAUCUGAUCCCUCCGAUGUCCACGACCCGAGAUCCAGAAAAGAGCUUGCUACCAUAUCCACCAAAAGUACAACUUACCGGUCCGGUUGUUCAAGAUCCAUAGCCAAUCUCAAAGACGUAAUCCAUGGAAGCAACCGGCACUUGGAGAAGCCGCCUUGCUCUAGUCCUCGUUCCAUCGGAAGCAGCGAGUUUCUCAAUCCCAUAACUCACGAGGUCAUCCUUAGCAACUCCACGUCCGAGCUCAAGAUCACCGGCGCCGGAGACAUAUCCUCCCCCACCGGAGCAAGGGAAUUCUUGGGGACUCUUAGGCCAGGGACGCCGCUGAAUUACUCAUGCUCGUACAGGAGCCAUACGUCGAGAAAGGCUUCGUUAGCUGUGUUGGAGAGAGACAGGGAAGGAUUAGUGAUUCACCCGAGCAGGAGAGCUUCUCUGGAGAGAGAUUCCGCCAUCAAUGGAGGCAGUUCCUCUGUUUCUUGCCAUAAAUGCGGCGAGAAGUUUAGCAAACUCGAAGCUGCAGAAGCUCAUCAUCUCACCAAACACGCCGGUAAUUAUCACAUUAACAACAUAUCAAUCUCUUCCUCGGAUUUCACAAUUACGUUACAAAGUUUCCUACUUUCCGUCAAAAUUUCCCCAAAGUUUCCUACUUUAGGCUACAGAGUGGUGUCUUUAUCAAAGUAUUUGAAUUUACCCGAAUUUUCAGUGACUGAGCUCGUGGAUGGCGAUUCGUCCCGGAAAAUCGUGGAGAUAAUCUGCAGAACAAGCUGGUCAAAGUCAGAGAAUCAAGGCGAGAGAAUCGAUCGGAUACUGAAAGUGCACAACAUGCAUAAAACACUAGCCAGAUUCGAGGAAUACAGAGACACGGUGAAGAGCAGAGCGAGCAAGCUACAGAAGAAACACCCGAGAUGUAUCGCCGACGGAAACGAGCUGCUCAGGUUCCACGGCACCACCGUCGCGUGCGUUCUCGGAGUAAACGGGUCAACGAGCCUAUGCUCGUCGGAAAAGUGCUGCGUUUGCCGGAUAAUACGAAACGGGUUCUCGGCGAAACGGGAGAUGAACAACGGAAUCGGGGUUUUCACGGCGUCGACGAGCGGGAGGGCGUUCGAGUCAAUCGCGAUCGCCGGUGAUGAAGGGAAGACGGAAAGGAAGGCGUUGAUCGUGUGUCGGGUUAUCGCCGGGAGGGUUCAUCGGCCGGUGGAGAAUGUAGAGGAGACGGGUUGGUUAAAUGGGUUUGAUUCUUUGGCCGGUAAAGUUGGGUUGUACACAAAUGUUGAAGAGCUUUAUUUGCUCAAUUCUCGAGCUUUGCUUCCUUGUUUUGUGGUAAUUUGCAAACCCUGAAACUAAAAAUUAAAAAGUUGGGAAAUUUUGGUAGAUUGUGUGCUGAUUAGUGGUACCAAUCGAAAUUACAAAUUUGGGAUAUUGAUCUCACUAUCAAAGUGUUUAGCUUGCAGAACUGUAAUUGUGUUCAAGCAAAACUGUAAAUUUUCGAGUAAGAUUUACUCAA
Eutrema salsugineum is the source of this 1763-nucleotide messenger RNA. RefSeq lists its product as uncharacterized. The record is from RefSeq and is a predicted model, not a curated record. Lineage: Eukaryota; Viridiplantae; Streptophyta; Magnoliopsida; Brassicales; Brassicaceae. Bases 146 to 1597 code for a protein of 483 amino acids. The transcript has 2 exons.